AUUUUCCCAACCUCUUUCCUUAACCUUUUCAAACUUCAAGGAACCGCUCUCUUCUUUCUUUCCAUAAAUUUAAUUAAAACUUCUUCAAUAAAAAAAAUUAAAAAAAUUAAUUUCGUGUGGGCCACGGCCCAGUGGCCCACCCCCUUGUAUUAGCCCUCCGCUAUAAAUAAACCUUCCAUCUUUGAGGCUCAGCGGUUUGAAGCAACCACUUGACUUCAAAACCUCACAUAUUCUCUCUCUUCUCUCUUACCUCUUCUUCUCUAUCAAUGGCGGUCCAACUGAAAAUUAAUUCUACCUCAAAUUCAAUCAAAUUUCUAUGUAGUUAUGGCGGCAAAAUUCUCCCUCGUCCUUCCGAUGGUAGACUUCGUUACGUCGGCGGCCUAACUCGCGUUGUCUCUGUUCAUCGCGACAUCUCCUUCUCUGAAAUAAUGGCGAAACUCGAGAAUCUAUGUGGUUAUUCAGUGAAUCUACGAUGUCAGCUACCUAGCGAAGAUCUCGACGUUCUCGUCUCGAUCAAAUCCGACGACGAUCUCACCAAUGUAAUCGAAGAAUACAACAAAGCGUCGUCAAUUUCUGGUAACGAAUUGAAGAUCAGAGCAAUUCUCUCUCCUCCGAAAUCGUCGUUAUCAUCAUCUUCUUCGUCAUCGCUGUUAGUAUCUCCAGCUUCAUCGCCUUCAUCUUCGUGUUCUGGCGCUGAUCUCUCUCCUACAAACAGCGAUCGCCGGAGAUUCGUCAACCCUAAGCCGCCGAUUCCGGUAACUGUUCGUUCAUCACCGCCGGCGAGAAGAAGUCAAUACGGCGUCGUUCGAGAUUGUUACUACUACUAUCCUUGCCAUUUCCUAGCCAAUUUUCGGCCUCCUUCAUACUUCAUCCAACAUUCAAAUCGCUUGCAUUAAUUUUUUUUCUAAAAAUAAAAAAAAAAAAAAUAUUUUCGUCCAAUUAAACAAAUAUAUAGAAAUACGUAAUAUAAUUUUCGUAUACAUAGUAAAAUUUGGCAAAAUUGAACCAAAAAAAAAAAAAAAAAAAAAAUCAGAAAUCGGUCUUUUAGAGUUUUUGAAUGGGGUCAAUGUCAAUGUAAUUACGAGUAGUUGUGUAAAAAUACUGGUUCUGUGUGUACUACUGAGAAUCCGGAGUUGUUGAAAUCUGAAUGUUCAAAAUUCCCAUAAUUUUCCGGUGAUUCUCAGAUUCUAAUGCCUAUUUUUUUGGCCUUGGAUUUUUGGACCUUCGAUUUAGCCGUUUUUUUUUUAAUGGGUGAGCGCAUUUAAUGCUAAUUUAACCAAUUACAUUAACACGUAUAACCUGGAUUUUUUUUGGAAGGUAUUGUCCCUUUUUUUUAUUGGUCACUUGUUUGUAUAUUACGUGUGUGUGAUUUUUUUUUUUAACUCUAAUUUGCGAAAUUUCUAUUUAUAUAUUUUUUGUAAUUUCCAGUGGUUCAAUCAUUUAUUUUUCUGUGUUUA
Chenopodium quinoa (quinoa) is the source of this 1457-nucleotide messenger RNA. RefSeq lists its product as uncharacterized. The record is from RefSeq and is a predicted model, not a curated record. Lineage: Eukaryota; Viridiplantae; Streptophyta; Magnoliopsida; Caryophyllales; Amaranthaceae. The coding region runs from base 267 to 896 and encodes 209 amino acids. The transcript has 2 exons. Gene Ontology annotation, molecular function: protein binding.